Messenger RNA from Budorcas taxicolor (takin), 616 nucleotides. It is a transcript of the gene SDHAF4, whose product is annotated as succinate dehydrogenase complex assembly factor 4. The record is from RefSeq and is a predicted model, not a curated record. Gene Ontology annotation, cellular component: mitochondrion. The transcript is spliced from 3 exons. Gene Ontology annotation, biological process: mitochondrial respiratory chain complex II assembly. NCBI's taxonomy places the organism in Eukaryota, Metazoa, Chordata, Mammalia, Artiodactyla, Bovidae. The coding region runs from base 1 to 381 and encodes 126 amino acids.
AUGCGACCCGCUAACACCUCAGGGAAGGCUGUUGCGGACGCCGCGGGAGCGGAUGCCAUGGCUGCGUUAGGCCUCGCUUCGUUGCUGGGCCGCGUCCCGGCUACAGCGUGGAGAGCGGCAAGGUCACCCCUUCUGUAUAAUUCUUUGAGGAAAAUAAGUUCUCAAGGAGGAAAACCUGAACCUAGCAAACAACCUCUUAAGAAGCCGAAGUUACCAGAAGGUCGUUUUGAUGCACCAGAAGAUUCCAAUUUAGAGAAGGAACCACUGACAAAAUUUCCAGAUGAUAUUAAUCCUGUUACAAAAGAGAAAGGUGGACCCAGAGGCCCAGAACCUACCCGAUAUGGAGACUGGGAACGAAAAGGACGCUGUAUUGAUUUUUAAGCCACAUGUUUUACUGUAGUAUCUUUUUCUGAUAGUGUACAUCUGAAUUAACUUUUUUUUUUAUUAUUGUUUUUCUGUACAUCAUUUAUGUUUCCUAAUUUCUAUAAUGUGUUUUAAAAUAUAUGUGAUAGCUUUGGAAGAAAACAUGCUGCUAUAUAUUAGGAAAGAGGAAAUAUUUUUAUAUUAGCACAUUAAUUUUAAUUUAAAUCUUUUGGGGUAUUUAAGGGAUGAUUAG